Messenger RNA from Penicillium odoratum, 795 nucleotides. RefSeq names its product peptidylprolyl isomerase. Lineage: Eukaryota; Fungi; Ascomycota; Eurotiomycetes; Eurotiales; Aspergillaceae. Gene Ontology annotation, biological process: protein folding; protein peptidyl-prolyl isomerization. Gene Ontology annotation, cellular component: fungal-type vacuole; endoplasmic reticulum. The transcript is spliced from 6 exons. Bases 1 to 795 code for a protein of 264 amino acids. Gene Ontology annotation, molecular function: peptidyl-prolyl cis-trans isomerase activity. The record is from RefSeq and is a predicted model, not a curated record.
AUGAAUUUCAGCAACCUUUUCCUGUCUAUCUUCCUGGUCUUCGCCGUCGGCUUCGCGCUGGUUCAGGCUGAGGAUGCCAAGCGGGAAACCCGUGGCCCCAAGAUCACUAGCAAGGUCUACUUCGAUAUUCAGCAUGGUGAUGAGACCCUUGGUCGUAUUGUGAUGGGUCUGUACGGCAAGACCGUUCCUGAGACCGCUGAGAACUUCCGUGCUCUGGCCACCGGCGAGAAAGGCUUCGGCUACGAGAACUCCGCUUUCCACCGCGUCAUCAAGGACUUCAUGAUCCAGGGUGGUGACUUCACCAAGGGUGAUGGAACCGGUGGCAAGUCUAUCUACGGUAACAAGUUUAAGGAUGAGAACUUCAAGCUGCGCCACACCCGCCCGGGCCUCCUGAGCAUGGCCAACGCCGGCAAGGACACCAACGGCUCCCAGUUCUUCAUCACCACCGUUAUCACCUCAUGGCUCGACGGCAAGCACGUUGUCUUCGGUGAGGUCCUCGAGGGAAUGGAUAUUGUCGACAAAAUUCAGAAUGUUCCCGUCGGUGGUGGCUCCAAGCCCCAACAGCCCGUGAAGAUUGUGAAGAGCGGAGAGCUUGAGAUGGAGGCGGACCCCGAGGACAAAGACUCCGACGACUACCCGACCGAUGAAGCUCCAGUGGACUCCUCCUCCCCCACCUCCUUUUCGAUGCAGCCCGUGCUGAUCUUCCUUGUGCUGGUAGCGAUUGUCGGAUUUUACAUUUACAGCCGUCGCAGCCAGCAAGGAAAGGCCGAUGACGAUUAUAAGGAAUACCUGUAG